This is a messenger RNA of Diuraphis noxia (Russian wheat aphid), 2648 nucleotides long. RefSeq lists its product as uncharacterized. Lineage: Eukaryota; Metazoa; Arthropoda; Insecta; Hemiptera; Aphididae. The record is from RefSeq and is a predicted model, not a curated record.
GUGAUCAAUGGUCAGUCGUCGGUCACCACUGUUCAACAAACUAUCACACUUGCAACAACCAAAGCAGCUGAAACAGAUCGCAAUCGCACGAAACGGCUGAUAAUAAUAAUAUUAUCACAUCGUCCGCCACCUGUUAGCACGAUGAAGGGUUUGUUGUACGCGGUUUGCGCGCUCGGUUUGUGCGCUCACGCGUUCGCCGGCGAAGAAGCAAAGAAGGCAGAGGAACCUAAGGCAGCGGUGGCUGCAGACUCCAGCAAGGGCAAGAGGCAUCUCUCGUCAUUCGGUUACGGCGGUUAUGAAUUGGACGGCGGUUACGAAUCAUACGGCAGCGCCGGUUACGGAARCGCCGCUUACGGUUACGCCGCUCAUGACAUCGGUUACCACGGUCACGGUCAAUUGUUGUCCAAGACCAUCGUCAAGGAAGUYGGACACCCAUACCCCGUGCCCGUCGAGAAACACGUGCCAUACCCCGUCAAGGUAGCAGUGCCCGUUGACCGCCCGUACCCAGUCCAUGUACCGCGCCCAUACGCCGUGCACGUCGAGAAACCCGUGCCAUACGCAGUCAAAGUGCCCGUGCCACAGCCGUACGCCGUCUACAAGGAGGUACCRUACCCAGUCAAGGUGCCAGUCGACAGGCCAUACACCGUCCAUGUGCCAAAGCCGUACCAAGUGGUCGUCGAGAAGCACGUUCCAUACCCAGUAGAGAAGCACGUCCCAUACCCARUCAAGGUUCCAGUUGACCGCCCAUACCCAGUCCACGUACCCGUCGAGAAGCACGUCCCGUACCCAGUCGAGAAGCACGUCCCAUACCCAGUCCACGUACCCGUCGACCGCCCGUACCCAGUGACAGUCGAGAAGCACGUCCCAUACCCAGUCGACAAGCCCGUCCCAUACCCAGUCGAAAAGCACGUACCAUACCCAGUCAAGGUGCCCGUCAAGGUCGAAGUGCCAGUACCAUACGAAGUUCCAAGCCACGAUGAAUACCACGGUAGCAACGCAUACGAAAGCAGCUCAUAUGGAAACUCUUACGGACCAUCAUACAGCAGCUCUUCAUACAGUAACUCUUACGGACCAUCAUCCUACAGCAGUGCCUCUUACGGACCAUCUCACGGAUCGUCAUCCUACGGAUCGUCUCACGGCAGCUCUGCACCAAAAAUUCGAGACGAUGGGAUAAUUAAUAAAAUAUUGGACGGAUCGCCGAAAGGUAUGUCAUCGGAACGACAACAACAACAACGGAGCAGCAGCAGUAACAACAAUAACAAAGUAGGUCUGUCCGUCGUCGAUCGCUGCGCGGCGGGGCGGGGUGGGAGCKAAAAACCGGCCUCCGCACCGGGUCGGUGGCGGUGGUGGUGGCGCGGCGAUUCGCUACAUAACCGUCGAACGCCGACGGUCAGGCAACACUCACGUCCAGUCCGGUUUGCCGAGACGAGUACCUGCUGCUAUAACCGCCACGAUCAACAAUUCAAGCACACGACCACCACGAUGAGAUCRACUUUGUUCGCGGUGUGCGUAUUAGCGCUUUGCGCGCACUGUCUGGCCGCAGACGACAAGUCGGCCAAGAAGACUGCGGAUGACAGCAAGACCCAGGGUAAGAGGAGUCUGUUCGACACCGGCUACGGUUUCGGCGGCGCGUCUGUCGACAGUUACGGUCACUCCGACAUCCUGUCCGCGGGUUACGGACACGGACUCAUCUCAGCCGGCGGUUACGGAGCCGGAUACGCUGACUUCGGCGGACACGACUCAUUCGCGACAUACGGUGCACCUCAGGUAUACCAACAACACGUUCCAGUAAAGACCAUCACCAAGAGCGUUGCUCUGCCAUACCCAGUUGAGGUAGCCAAGCCAUACCCAUACCCCGUCAAGGUAGCAGUUCCAGUCGACCGCCCAUACGCCGUGGAUGUGCCACAACCAUACGCCGUGCACGUYGCCAAACCCUACCCAGUCAAGGUGCCCGUGGCACAGCCAUACCCAGUCGUCAAGGAGGUUCCAGUACCCGUCAAGGUUCCCGUAGAUCGCCCAUACCCAGUGCACGUAGACAAGCCGUACCCAGUUUACGUCGAGAAGCAAGUGCCAUACCCAGUAGAGAAGGCCGUCCACUACCCAGUCAAGGUGCCCGUUGACCGYCCCUACCCAGUGCACGUACCAGUCGAGAAGAUUGUACCAUACCCAGUCGAAAAGGCAGUCCACUACCCAGUCAAGGUUCCCGUUGACCGYCCAUACCCAGUGCCAGUGGAGAAACACAUUCCAUACCCAGUCGAGAGACCAGUGCCGUACCCAGUCGAGAAGCAAAUUCCGUAUCCCGUCAAAGUGCCAUACAAAGUGGCCGUUGCCGUGCCAUACCCGGUCAAGGCGUACCAACCCGACCACUACGAACACCACGACUACCAUCACGGCAGCUCCGGAUACUAAUAUGACUCCAUUGUAAGCAGCUAGUCUACCCCUCCCCCUCACACACACAUACAACCCCAUCUCAUCACCACAAGUUACCAGAUAUUAACUCGCGCGUAAUAUAUAAUAUAAUAAUGCCAUCGUUCUUUUAUUUAAUUUUCGUCGAGCCAAAUCAAAUUCGUCAUCAGAUAAAAUAUAUUCAUCAGUUGGCGCGUGUCUUAUAAUCAAAAAAAAAAAAAAAUUAUCAUACCGUAGGUACC